This is a messenger RNA of Aedes aegypti (yellow fever mosquito), 1625 nucleotides long. RefSeq names its product pickpocket protein 28-like. The record is from RefSeq and is a predicted model, not a curated record. Bases 121 to 1536 code for a protein of 471 amino acids. Gene Ontology annotation, cellular component: membrane. Gene Ontology annotation, molecular function: ligand-gated sodium channel activity. The transcript is spliced from 2 exons. Lineage: Eukaryota; Metazoa; Arthropoda; Insecta; Diptera; Culicidae. Gene Ontology annotation, biological process: sodium ion transmembrane transport.
UGAAAUCCAUGAUGAUUAUUUACACGUUUGUACUUUUUUUUGUUGUCAUUUCCAUAGCAUGACCUAUAUUUUACCAAGAAACCUGCAUCUUUUCGUUACAGCUCCGACAACUUCCUUGCGAUGGUGCAAAUGUGUGAAACUUUAUUCAAAUUCAGCAAAUAUUACAAAACUAAUCUGCCGAGCAAAAAACACCCGUUAAGCUAUUCGGCGGUUGUCGAAAACAUCUCCGUUCCCAUGGAAAAUUUCAUUGAGAAAUGCGACUUCAACGAUUAUUUCUCAUGCGAUUAUCUGUUCCAUUACGUCAUGACCGAUAUGGGCCUUUGCGUCAAUUUCAACAUGCUGCACAAACAUCGGAUGUUACGAGAGGGGUCGUUUCCCAAAAAUGAUCCCUUCAUAUUCCCUCGUGGCAGAGGUCUACGUACCGGAUGUGACGACAAUGGACGUGUAAUUGAUGUAGACGCUCUUUUGGGGGUCGAUAAAGCAUCUCAAGAAGAGAAUUCCACUUCUACAACCACUGCAAGUCCACGAAACAUUCGGAAGAGAUCAGUCCCUAGGGAUCGGGAUUCUAUCGAUAUCUGGUUCCCGGAAGAAGGAUACAUUGAAAAGCACACCCGGGACAUGAUCCCUAUUCGAGGACUGGGAGCUGGAAAGUACAGGGCAUUCAACUUGGCCUUGAUUGGCCACGAAGACGACAUGAGUAAGAAAUGCGACGAUUCGCAAAUUCGAGGUCACAAAAUUCUUUUUCAUUCCCCGGUGGAUUAUCCACACAUGAUUAACUCGGUGGUGAUCCCAUUUGAUCACAUCACACAGAUAGCCGUCAAGCCGCUGGUUGUGAAAACAAGUCCCAAAGUACGUAACUAUCCUUGGGAGAAACGCCAAUGUUUCUUCGAAGAUGAGCGCUAUCUGAAGUACUUCCUGGUCUACACACAGAAUAACUGCGAACUCGAAUGUCUAUCGAACUUCACCCUGGCAAUGUGCCGUUGUGUAAAAUACUCCAUGAUGCGCUCGGAAGAGAUGGAGGUUUGUGAAACAAGCGAUUAUACGUGCCUCUAUCAUGCUGAGAUGGAUUUCGUCAAAACUGAAGAUCCAAAUCGACGGUUUACUUAUUUUAAAAGACCAAAACUGAAUGCUUUCGACUUCAGGGCUGCGUGCAACUGUUUGCCAGCUUGCACAACGUAUCAGUACGAUUUUGAAAUUUUCAAGCAAAGCUUUGGAAGUGGUAAAAUUGACGGCAUAUCCGCAGACUACCUGGGAACUCUCAGCGUAUUCUUCAAGGAACCGCAGUUCAUCGCGAUGAUCAGAUCGGAGCUGUAUGGAUUUACGGAUUUCAUUGCUAACUGUGGAGGUCUGCUGGGGCUCUUCACGGGCACCAGUCUGCUGAGUUUAGUGGAAAUUGCUUACUUUUGCUUCGUGAGACCUUUGAGCAGAAGAAUCAAUAGAUCCAGGGUCAGUAGUGUGCAUAGUCUACCGCCAGUUAUAAGUACAGUAUCCGGGAAUGGGAAGGCAUGCGAAGAAAUACAGCCAGUGGAGAAAUGAUCAAAUUGGAGAAUUGCCGCUCAGUGAAUCAAUAUUUAUUUAUUUAUUUGGUUUUACAUUAAUUAGCUUGGUAAAUCCUCGCCAGCAAC